Messenger RNA from Symbiodinium necroappetens, 1767 nucleotides. The record is from the annotation of a GenBank genome assembly. NCBI's taxonomy places the organism in Eukaryota, Dinophyceae, Suessiales, Symbiodiniaceae.
AUGGCAGAGGCCGCUUCUCUGGCUGCAGAUUCAAUCGAUGAAGAUUGGAAGCAGUUCCAGCUUCCUGAGCUGGGCCAGGAGGAGGCUAAGGCUAAGGUUGAAGAGACCGCCCAAGCAUCGGGCACACGUCUUCGCAAAGGUGGCGGCAAGGGCAAGGGCGGAGGUGAGAAGGACAACAGCAAGGGCAAAGGCAAGCUGGGAGUGAUCAAGAAGCCGAAGAUCAUCAAGGGGCCCGUCAAAUGCAGGGGGUGCAAAAAGAAGACCCUCUCGGACCAGCAGGCCCCAAACUUCCCUGGCUGCUGGGGCUGCAAACGGGCGUUAGACAAUGUUUGGAAGUGUGCCUGUCGCCAGGGAGAACAGGCAUGCGAGUUCGUGCAGGAAUGCAGGCGAGACGACGAAGCCUGCUAUCGCUUAGUCCAAUCUUACAUGAAGAACUGUCCGGAAAAGCUUCCCGACGGGACGACGGCCGGACGGCGCCGCGGAAAGCGGUGCGUCGUCAAGAGCAUGGAGUCAGUCCGGGCAGGCAGUGGGCUUGUGAAAGACAGCAUAGGCGAGUUCAUGUCGAAGAUGGUCUACCAAGAGUUUGCAUUGACGGCUCGUGGUGGACGGAAAAGCGCUGCUGAAAUGGAGGCCCAGUGGGAGAAGUGGGGUAAGGAUGUCGAGAAGGGCUCCAUGCAGCAGACCCUGUACGACUACAAGGGUUGUGGAGGAAGCUUGAGGGUCUGGGUAGCCACAAAUGACACCUUGUCCUUCCGCAGCGAGUACUUUCACACCAAGGAGGUGGCCUGUGAAGGGGGCUCCAUCAAAAAAGGAACUGACGAAGACGUUGCCAGACUUCGCAGCGAAAUCAUGUCAGGCCACGGCCAGGGUGUUGGCGCUGGCGCUGGCAUGGAGCAGGCUGCCAAGGCCAUGGCGUUGAAUGGACAGGAUGCAUUUCAGGAGGGCGCCACCGGCUUCCUCAACGUGUUGGAUCUCCAGAAUGAUGUGUUCAUGCUGGAGGCUGGUGAGGCGGACGGCGAGCAGGACAAAAACUCGACAACCACGGACGAGCCUUCUCCGAAAAAGCCCAGGUUGUGGAUUGACCGGGACCGGGUCGUCUCCCAGACCAUCCGCACCGUCAAGAGCCAGCACGAAACCUUCGAGACCAAAGCCAUGGUUCAGCUCGACAGGCAGCAGGCAUACUUGAAAGCGUUCCUCAGUGAGCAUGAGGCUGAAAGCAAAGGGGACUUCAAAGGCGAGUACGAGACGUUGAAGACGAGGGUCCAGGGACUCGAGCUCUGCUUGCGCAACAGGGGCGAGGAGAAGGUCAAGCAAUUCAUUGGGUUGUUUGGGCACGUCGACUCCCCAGCUCCGCCUUGCGAGGACUAUGACAAGCUCCGCCCUUUGUGUGUUUUCCCGGCCAUGGUUGAAGAGUACAACAAGUGCACAGAGCAAGAGCACUUGAAGGAAGUGAGUGCAGCUCUGGCUGCCGUUCGGGAGCCCAUCUCUCAGCUGCUCGCGGGUGCCCUUCGUGCAGAGAAAUCUUUGAAGGUUGCGCUCGACAAGGCCAAGAAGCAGGCAGAACAGAAACAAGCGAAGGCUCAGAAGGCGUUGGCGGCAAACGCAUCGCAAGGCCUUGCAAUCUUAGACCAAGGAGUUGCAAAUGCCUCCGCCAUCCCUGUCUUCAAGGCUGAUGCUCUCGGCCAAGGAGACAAUGCGCCAGACCUGUCCAAGCCUUUCAUUGUGCAUAUCGACGAGCGGGUUGAGCGUCACGAGGCAAAAGGUUGA